Messenger RNA from Chrysochloris asiatica (Cape golden mole), 1272 nucleotides. It is a transcript of the gene IRF3, whose product is annotated as interferon regulatory factor 3. The record is from RefSeq and is a predicted model, not a curated record. Gene Ontology annotation, molecular function: DNA-binding transcription factor activity, RNA polymerase II-specific; protein binding; RNA polymerase II cis-regulatory region sequence-specific DNA binding. Gene Ontology annotation, biological process: immune system process; regulation of transcription by RNA polymerase II. Gene Ontology annotation, cellular component: nucleus. NCBI's taxonomy places the organism in Eukaryota, Metazoa, Chordata, Mammalia, Afrosoricida, Chrysochloridae. The coding region runs from base 1 to 1272 and encodes 423 amino acids. The transcript is spliced from 7 exons.
AUGGGGACCCAAAAGCCGCGGAUUCUGCCCUGGCUCAUUUCACAGCUUGACAUGGGACAGAUGGAGGGCGUGGCCUGGGUGGACGCGAACCACACACGCUUCCGUAUCCCUUGGAAGCACCACCUGCGGCAGGAUACGCAGGAAGAGGACUUCCGCAUCUUCCAGGCCUGGGCAGAGGUCAGCGGUGCCUACAAUCCCCAGAAAGAUAAGCCAGAUCCACCUACCUGGAAAAGGAAUUUCCGAUCUGCUCUGAACCGGAAGGAGGUGUUAAAGGUAGCUGAGGAUCACAGCAAGGACCCCCUGGAUCCCCACAAGAUCUAUGAGUUUGUGACUCCAGGAGUUAGGGACUUUGCUGAGUUGGACACUUCUCCAGACAUCAAUGACAAAGGUAGUACCUCGGAUAUCCAGGAAGAUAUCCUAGAGGACUUACUGGAGAACAUGGCCUUGGCCCCUGGGGGGUCCUCGGGCCUGCCUGUGGCCGCUGAGUAUCCCCCUCAGGUCUUGCUGAGCGUUAACACAGACGUUAACGCAGAGGUCUUUGCUCCCUGCCCCAACCUGGAAAACCCACUGAAGCAGCUGCUGGUCCCUGAGGACGAGUGGGAGUUUGAGGUGACAGUCUUUUACCGGGGCCGCCAAGUCUUUCAGCAGGCUGUCUUCUGCCCUGGGGGGCUUCGGCUGGUAGGCUCAGAAGCUGUCGACACGAUGUUGCCUGGGCAGCCAAUGAUGCUGCCCGACCCCGGGGUGAUCCUGACCGACAAGUUGGUGGUUGACUACGUGAGGCGCAUACUGAGGUCCCUGGGUGGGGGGCUGACUCUGUGGAGGGCAGGGCAGCGGCUCUGGGCCCGGAGGCUGGGGCACUGUAGCACCUUCUGGGUCUUGGGAGAGGAUCUGCUCCCCGAUGGUGACAGCCCGCACAUCGAGGUCCCCAAGGACGUGGGAGAAGUUGUGUUCGACCUGGGACCUUUUGUGACAGAUCUCAUUGCCUUCAUCGGAGGAAGUGGGCACUCGCCCCGCUACACCCUCUGGUUCUGCAUCGGGCAGUUGUGGCUUCAGGACGAGCCAUGGACCAAGAAGCUGGUGAUGGUCAAGGUAGUUCCCACAUGCCUCCAGGUUCUGCUAGAUAUGGCCCGGGUAGGGGGCGCCUCUUCACUGGAGACGGUGGACCUGCACAUUUCUAACAGCAACCCGCUCUCCCUCACUUCAGACCAAUACAAGGCCUGCUUGCAGGACCUGGUUGAAGACAUGGAUUUCCAGGUUGCUGGGGAGGUCUGA